This is a messenger RNA of Pocillopora meandrina, 2323 nucleotides long. The record is from the annotation of a GenBank genome assembly. Lineage: Eukaryota; Metazoa; Cnidaria; Anthozoa; Scleractinia; Pocilloporidae.
AUGCAGAUUCUUCUUACAUAUCUGGAAAGCGACAAAAAUGUGACUUACCUUUAAAAUGAAGGAACUGUCUUACUUUACAUUUGAUGAUUGCUUUUUCAUCUCUUGUUUAUCACACUUUCGACACUAAACAGAGUGAUCAGCAAACUAAUUUAUUACUUAUACUUUUAAGAGGCAAAAUCCAUAUGAUCAUGAUUUAAAUUCACCUGUGAGAACAAUACUCCACAGGAAUCGUUUGUGGGGUUGACUAAGCAAGGCUUUAAGUUGCAAUUGUUUUGGUUGCCAUGGCAAUUGACACUAGCCAGCUGUAACAUUCUUUACAAGAGAAAAAUGCAAUCCUUAUGGUCAGCUGUCUAGUUGUGUUUGUGUAAUUUUGCCAUUCGUUUAUUGACAUCUAACAGGAUGUGUUGAGGAAAUUGAUCAGGAGUCCCAAGGCAAAAGGCAUUCACCUCAAAAAGCGAGGGGCUGGUUUUACUGGUAUAACUCACUUGUCUAUUUUUUUUUAAACAUGCCCUAGUGUUAUCAACAAACUGCAUCCUUUUUGUACUGAGCAGGUACGAAACAUUUUAAAAAAAUCAAUGUACCAAUAUUUUUUUUGGACUUUUUUCAAAUAUAGAGGAACACAAUUCCUGGACAAUGUAAUAAUUAAUGAAAUUAAUAUACCAAUUUUUUUUUUUGGGACUUUUUUUGAAUAUCAAGGAACACAAUUCCUGGACAAUGUAAUAUGUCACAGUCAUGAACUUUUAAAGUGAAUGCUCUUAAAUAGGGGUAUUUCCAUUUUCUUACAGACCUUGCUAGGGAUCCAGACCAGUUUGCAUCAAAUGCAGCUUCUUCUUACAUACCUGGAAAGCGACACAAAGGUGACUUACUUUUAAAAUAAAGGAACUGUCUUACUUUACAUUUGAUGGAAAUCUGUGGAUUUUAUUUCAUGUUAAUUGUCAUCCAGAUUGCUUUUACAUCUGUUCCAGGGAAAUGUUUAUCUCACUUUAGACACUUUUGUUACAAGGUGAUCAGCAAACUAAUUAAUUACUUUACAAUUUUAAGGGGCAAAAUCCACAUGAAGAUGAUUUAAAUUCACCUGUCAGGGGACACUACUCCACAGGACAUAUUUGUGGUGUUAGCCAAGCAAGGCUCUAAGUUGCAACUAUUCUGGUUGCCAUGGCAAUCACCAAUUUUGGCCAUUGAUUAUCUUGUGUUUGCUGGUCAUGCAUGGCAUGACACUAGCCAGCUGUUACAUUAUUUAAAAUAGAGAUAAACAACUUUUCAUAAUACAAUCCUUAUUGAAGUACUAGGUUUACAAUAGCCACAUGGUACUAUUAUCUCAAAGACAUUAAGUGGUAUGGUCAGCAGUCUAGUUGCAUCCAGUCAGCCAUCCAAUGGUGGCUCCUAAAAGAGCUGUUUCUUUGAAGUGAGAGCACAAUUAUGUUACUGUAGGUUUUUAAUCUUCCAUCUUGAACUUGUUGACAAUUUCAUCUUCUGCUUCAUUGUCUCGGGCUUCAGGUAUGCUGUCCAUCUUAUCAGCACAAAGGACAUCAUCUUCUGUUCCAAUCAGUUAUACCCCCACUAGCUGUCACACAUAAAAUUAAAUCUAAUCAGUUUGAUUCAACAAAUUAUACUUGAUAAUAUGAGGAAUGUGUGCAUGGAUAUGUAUUUGUAUACUUUUAAAAUCGACCUCCUCUCGGGAUAAAUACAAACAAUCUAGUCCCAAACUUUGUAGAUAAACACAGGCUGUAAAAACCCUAACUGGCAGGAGGCAUACAAAGCACAGCCAAGGAGUUGAAUUCAGGGAACCAUUUAAGAACAAUCCAGUGAGUGGCAGGGUGGUGGGCUUGUUCACAGGACCACCAGACUACAAAUCCUGUGUCCUAACCACUUGUCUACCCUGUCUCCACAAUAUCUGAUGGAAAAUCUUUGGCAUGACAAAAAAAAAAAAAGUCCUCUUUUCCCCCUUUAAAAAAAUUCUUGGCAAUGAAUGAUUCUAAAAUUGUUCCUGAGUCACAAUUUUAAAGCUGUUAAUCUUGAAAUAAUUAACUCUAUUUGUUUUUAUAUUCAAGAAGGAGUAGUAAGUAAUGAUGACCUUCAAACACUUGGCAAAGCUAUUGGUGUCAAGUGGGAUCGACUGGCACGUCGACUACCUGGAAUUACAGAAGAUGACAUAGAAGAAAUUGAAGACAGCCAUAGGACUUUGUCUCAAAGGGGAUUUCAUAUGCUGAAACUGUGGAAAACAAACAAUGGGGAAGCUGCAGACUAUAAGACUUUACAUGAUGCAUUAGUCCACAGUAUGGUACAGCGGAAAGACUUAGCACAAAAGUAUUGUUUUGAAUAA